This is a messenger RNA of Chondrus crispus (carragheen), 1845 nucleotides long. RefSeq names its product Peroxidase. Gene Ontology annotation, biological process: response to oxidative stress. Gene Ontology annotation, molecular function: heme binding; peroxidase activity. The record is from RefSeq and is a predicted model, not a curated record. NCBI's taxonomy places the organism in Eukaryota, Rhodophyta, Florideophyceae, Gigartinales, Gigartinaceae. Bases 1 to 1845 code for a protein of 614 amino acids. The transcript has a single exon.
AUGCUCUCGUCCGCCCUUCUCCUGCUCUCCUUCCUCGUCGUCAUCGCGCCCUCCCUCGCCCAGGCCCCGGUCGACGACGGCCGCGACGCCGAGUUCCUCGAGCCCGCGAAGCCAGUCCCUGACAAGUUCAUCCCGCCGGCCGUCCCCGCCCUCUCCGCCGCCCCGUCGCGCUCGCCGCCGCCGUCCCCUUCCGCGCCCGCGCCGGGCGCCCCCGCCCCGCUUCCGUCGCCCUCGCCCUCCGCCGGUCCGAAGCGCACUUUUGCCGUCGCUAGCCCCCCGCUCGCAGCAGAGUGUCUCCGCCGGCCCCUGCGCUUCCUCUCGGGCCAGUGCACCUCCACCGCCGCCGCCACGUGGGGCGAGGCACAGCGUCCCCAGUUCUCCUACCUCAGCGCCCACUCCUCUACUUUUCCUACCGGCGCUAGCCUGAAGAGCGCGCGCGAAAUUAGUAACAUCCUCUGCAACCAGAAGGGCAACGUCUUCAGCGCCAAGGGCAUCAACGAGCUGUUCGUCUUCUUUGGCCAGUUUGUCGAUCACAAUCUUGUCGCCACCCCAGCCACUGGCGAUCCGAUGCCCAUCCUUGUCCCCGAGAAUGACCCGUGGUUCAAGGGGAAGACGAUGCGUUUCGUCCGAUCCACUCGCGGAUUCACGGGUGAAGAAAACUAUGAGCGACCCAUCAACACCCUCUCGUCUGCCUUGGACCUCUCAGCCGUGUACGGUGUCAACGAUCCGCGAAACACUGCUCUUCUCGAAAUGGCUGCCGGCAACCUCACAGGAAAGAUGAAAACAUCAGAGGGCAACCUGCUGCCCUAUAACACAGGUGGUUUCAAUAAUGCGCCCAACUCGAAGAGCGCUAAGUUUUACCUCACCGGUGAUCAUCGAGCCAAUGAGCACCCAACCUUGACGACAAUCCACACCAUCUGGGUGCGCGAACACAACCGAAUUGUGGACCUGAUUCGGGAGAAAGUCCCAGCAGGCAGGCUGAACAAAGUAGAUUCGAAGCAAAUCUACGAGUGGGCCCGGGCCCUGAACAUUGCAAAGUUUCAGAGCAUCGUAUACAAGGAGUUUGUGCCGACGAUGAUCGGUCGCCGUGCGCCGAGAUACAAUGGAUUCCGAAAGUCUGUCAACCCGACGGUGAGCGACAUCUUCGCCGGAGCAGCGUUCCGCGUCGGACACACGAUGGUAGGCAAUAAGGUAUCUCGGCGGAGUGCAACCAGGAGAUUACGAGCGCUCAAGUUGUCAGACAUGUUCUUCCGACCGAGCGGAGUGGAUGAAGUAGGCGAAAUGGAUAACUUGAUCCGAGGGGCAGCGGGAGUACGCGCACAGGAAGUGGACGUGAAAGUGCACAACGCUUUGCGAAACAUGCUGUUCGAAAACGUGCCCGGCGAGGACGGGUUUGACUUGGUGGCCAUGAACAUCCAGCGCGGGCGCGAUCACGCGUUGCCAACGUUUAACCAGAUCCGACAGACGUUCGGUAUACGCCCUGCCCGGAAAUUUUCAGACAUAUCUCGCAACUCGCGGGUGGCGAGGCUGUUGAGCCUGGCGUACGAGGGGGAUGUGGACGCCGUCGAGGCGUGGCCGGGGAUGAUGGCCGAGGAUAAGAUCGGAGCAGCGAGUUGCGGACAGACGAUGCGAGCAGUUUGGGAGGCGGAGUUUACGAGAUUGGCGGAGGGAGACCAGUUCUUCUACCGGCGCACGGUGAAAAUGCCACCGGUUCUGAAAAUGUUCUUGACCAAGGAGGUGAACAGCCUGUAUCGAAAAGGCUACAGCGUGUGGCGGGACGUCGUGGUGCAGAAUACUAAGGUUGAGAGAGAUCAGCUUCCUAGUGGGAAUAUCUUCACCGUCUGA